UGAGCUGAGGCGCGGCAAGUGUUUGCCGCCGCUCAGUCUACGCGGCGGAACGCCAGAGUGCGCCAGCGCUGUCCGCUCCCCGCCGUUACGACUACGCACCUGCGCAGGUGCGCGUGUGUGUGUUGUGUGCGCGCGCGCGCUCCGAGCGUCGUGUGCUGCCGCCGUUGGCCGUCUGUUGGCGCCGCUCCGCUGUUGCUGCCGUUGCCUCCUCUGUGCGCGCGGGCUUUUGCUCGAUGAGGGAGUAGUGUCGUGGCGGUGAAAGGAACAACGCCCCCCUACGUUUCCAUUUUUUUUUUUUCCUUCGGGGUGCCACUGCUAACUUCGUCGAAGCAGAAGAAAAAAGAGGAAAACCCGACGUGUGACUGGAGUUCCCGAAAUUUUCGCCGCCCCUAUACCCGGAAUUCGGCGCGAUUCAUCGUCCCGCGCUCUUUUGCUUCUCGGAAAAAAAAAAGAAACGAAUGCCCUCGUGCCCCGUGACCUAACCUGUGCCGGUCGUCGGAUGCUGCGUCUCUGCCGAAACCGCCGCAACAACGACAACAACUCUGGUUCCGUGAUUGCUGCAUCGUCAUACGUCACGUCGAUUUAGUUUCUUGCUUGUUUGCUUACAUUAAGUUCGCGAGAAACCCCGGCAAGCGGGAAGAGAAGCAGCAAGAGCAAGAACGUGUUCGCUGUUUACGUUUUCCGGCGGGGUGCGUCCAUCGUCGUGGGAGAUCCUCGGAAGAUGCCGUGAGUGUCGUCGCGGUGUGACCGUUCUUCUUGUUCCCGCUGUACGUCUCUCUCGAUUUUUUUUUUUUUAAAUUUCUGCCUCAGCCGUCGCCUCGAAGAAUCAUCUUGCGACCCAACCGGAGUGACGCUUCCUUCAAUAGCCGUCGUUAUUCAAUUUUUUUUUCCGCUUUCUUUUUCUUCGACUACUGCGUGUCGGAAAAGCGGCGCGUUGUUUGGUGCCAGGGGUGUGAACACAGCCCGUGUCUCCCAUACUUAGUCGUCGACCCACUCUCGGAGGUCCCGGAAAGGAAAAUAGGAUACCGUGUCGCCCCCACGUCCGAGUGACAACCGAACGCCACGGAAUUCUACGCACACGGAGGAAAAAAAGAGGUAUCCCCAGUCGAAGGAAGGAAGGAAGGAAGGAGCUGGUCUUUCGGAGCUGACGGGGGGCGAAGUGCCGCGGCGAUCCUCGCCGUUGCUGCCGCUGCUGGCACCCUGAAGGAGCAGAGUGAGUCCACCAGCCUCCUCUUCUACGGGGGGACGACGCUCGCAACUUCGCAGCUGCUUCCGUCCGGCGGAGCUCCUGCCACCCAGUAACGACCUCGGCUCGUGUCCGUGGGCCCGCUUUUGAAGACCGGCGUCGAAACGGCCACGACUGCGCGCCAUGGUGGCGAGCUGAGACUUGUGCUGGUGUUGCGACAGGUGUGCGUCGUGAACGAAGCGAGCAGAAAGUGCGCGCCCUGUUUUUAGUGUUGUGUGUCCCGAGGAGCUGCGAAAGAGAGCCAUGAGAUUGUGCACCGCGGCCGGAACUGUGGUCCUGGUGGCCUGCCUGGUCUUCGACGCGGCACCGUCGCCGUUCCUCGCCUGGGCCUCCCGCGUCGAACUCAAGGAGAACGGCUACACGGGAAUCGUGGUGGCCCUGUCGGCCAGGCUUCAAGGGAACGUCGCCGGCCGUCAGCUCAUCCCGCCGCUUGAGGCCCUUCUCCGGAACGCGUCCAUCAGCCUGUUCCAGUCGACGCGGAACCGGGCCUUCCUGGAGGAAGUGAUCGUGCUCGUGCCGAAGUCGUGGGGUCCCAAGGAGACGUGGGCGCGGGCCCCGACGCCCGUGGUGACCCGCGCGGGCUGGCAGCUGCACCGGGACGCCGACCUGCGGCUCGAGCCCCAGGGCGGGCCCUUCGGCGACAACCCGUUCACCGUGCAGCACGCCGGUUGCGGGCAGGGCGCCAAGCGACUCGCCAUCAGCGCGGGCUUCCUGGCGCUGCUCGAAGAAGGUGGUCCCGCGGCCAGCAAGUACGGACCUCCCGACCGGGUGUUCGUGCGGGAGUGGGCUCACUACCGGUACGGCGUGUUCACCGAGACCGGCUACCCGGGUGACCCCCUGUACCCCGCCUACCGGGCGCGCUCCGGGAGCCACGACCCAGCCGACGUGGCGCUUACAAGCUGCACCAACCAACCGCUCGAACUGGACUGGAGGACUGCGUCGGGCCAGAGCUGCGUUCCACGCGUGGACCCCCUGACUGGACGGCCAAGGGAGGACGACUGCCACGCUCUGCCCAACAGGACUCAGGAGAACGUCUUCUCCUCCAUCAUGGCGCUGCAGUCUUUGCCAAACGUGAACCAGUUCUGCGACGAAGACGAGCACCUGCACAAUGACCGGGCGCCGACCAAGCAGAACGCCCUGUGCGACUACCGAAGCACCUGGGACGUCAUCGCCAACCACCGGGACUUCUACCGCAGAAACCAGGCUGGCGAGCGACUCCUAGGCAGGACGCGGUUCCACUACGUCCAGGAGGCACCUCUGCGCGUGGUCAUGGUCGUGCAGGUCACCGCCGCCAGCGGAAUCAGGGACCGGCGGGCGUUCGUGAUCCGGGCGCUGGACAAGUUUGCCCGCGUGGACGCUCCCGAGGACAGCCGGCUGGGCCUGGUGGCCUUCGGCCAGGUCGAGCCGUCCGUCCGGUUUCCGCUGACCACCAUGAACAGCUCCAACACGCGCGCCAAACUGGUGCAGAGACUGCCGGCUCCAAACUCCAAGUUCAAUUCGUCGCUCGAGGACGGACUGUCCAGGGCGUUGCAGAUGCUGAGCGAGGACCGCGAGUUUCCUUACCCGAGCUCCAACGGUUCUGCCGCCGCCGGCGGGGUGAUCCUGUUGCUUAGCAACGGAGACAUGGAGGCUGACGUCGCAGAACGUUUCCAGGAGUCUCUGAGGUCGUCCCAGGUUCGCCUGCAGAGCCUGGUGUACCCCAGUUCGGCGACUCCGAGCGCGCACCUGGACUCCCUGGUUGAGAACACGGGCGGGCGCACGUGGCACGUGCACGAGUCCACCGUGGGCGACGAGCAGCGAGGCAGCGUGGCCACCCAGGCCGAACUGUACGAGGCAUUCUACUCCCUGCUGCUGCGCGGCUACUCCUGGGACGAGACCGACAACUACGUCAUGAUCGACAAGCGGGAGUUCGGCGAAGCCGAGCAGGCAGCCGGUCCGCUGCUGCUGAACUUCGACAUCGACCACAGCCUGGCCCGCCAGCUCCUCGUCGUGGUCGUCGGCUACGACUUCGGCAAAACCUCGCUGCCUUCCAUCCCCCAGGAGGGACUGGAGCUGAUCGCGCCCCCGGGUUCGCCGCAGGCCAGCUACCGGUACAACGACAACGCCUUCAACUUCGACUACGAGUUCUGGAGCUACACCUUCACGAUCAGUGACCCGCCGGUUGGCAUGUGGGAGCUCCGGGCCGAGCCGACCACGAAGACGGACCAGCCGGUCAUAGGUCUGGUGUACGCCAGGCCGGCCGCCAAGGAGACGCCCAUCCUGCUCGACGUCUGGAUCAGCGGACACUCGUCGGCGGUGAAUGGUUCCGACAGAUUCAUCGUUUACGCCGAGCUGAAGAAGGGAUCUCACCCGGUGGCCAAGGCCAUGGUGACCGCCCUGAUCCGCCACCCGGACACGGACAGCAUUACUCGGCUGCAUCUCAUCGACAACGGAGCCGGAGAUCCGGACAUCACGCAGAACGACGGCGUGUACAGCCGCUACUUCACCGACUUCACGAGCACCGGCCGCUACGACCUCACCGUGGUGGCCAACGACAACGACGUCUCGGCUGUCGUCGUCGGUGCCUCCAACGCCGAGUUCGAGAGCAGGUUCCCCGAAGGCGCAGAAUACCCAUCCUGUUGCGGCAGCCGCGUAUCGGACAGCUACUCCCAAAAGACGAGCCGCUUCACGCGCAUCAACCACUACGGCUCGUUCUUCGUGACGGUGCCCAAGCCGGACCGAGACGUGCUGCCCCCCAGCCGAAUCACCGACCUCCGCGUGGUGGCCACCGAUAACCGCAGGAUGGCCGUGACGUUCAACUGGACAGCGCCGGGCGAUGACUUCGACGAGGGACAAGCGAGUCGCUACGAGCUGAAGAGCUUCAAGGACAGGCUGAACGCUCAGCGCCGCUUCGCGAGUCACGGUCAGCUGGUUGGCCAGUGGGACGUUGACGGACCCUACUACGAGCCACCCAAGCCGUUCGGGACCACGCAGACGGCCACCGUGCGGCUCAAGAACGGCCAGCCGACGUCGACGCCGCUCUACUUCGCCAUCCGCGCCGUCGACGACCAAGGGAACGCGGGUCCCGUCUCCAACGUGGUCGAGGUGGUCAUCAUCCCGCCACCGACCACCACGUCCACCUCGACGCAGCCCUCGUCCUCCUGGGGCAGCGGCGCCGGCACCGCUGGAGGCGCCGGAGCCCACGGCCAACCCAGCGGCUCGCGUAGCACCAGGGACAAACUCAACGCCGCCCAACUGGCGCUCAUCAUCGCGGUUCCUCUGGCCGUGCUGCUCGUCGGCAUCAUCGUCAUCAUCCUGCUAAUGGCGCGGCGGCGCAAGGCGCCGCCUCCCAAAAAGUCCACAGACAACGGCAGCGCGCCCCAGCCUCCUCCGCUGCCGGCCAAGAUCGCGCGCGACGACCUCACCACGACGACGGUGCCGGCUCAGCAGACGACGCCCAUCAUGGACGACGACGUGAAGCAGACGACGCCCACGUCGGGCCGUCUGGACGCGACGGCCAUCAGCCCCGUCAACUCGUGGCCGGCCAGCGUGCUGCUGGACCACUACAACAAGGUGCAGCAGGCCAAGCAGAGGCACGAGCCGCCGCCCAUCAUGAUGGUCGAGGACGGAGUCUCGCUCAACUCGUCGACGCCGUCGCUCUACUCCAAGAGCGACUACGGGGGCGUGCCGGCCCCCACGAGGCUGGCCAAGCAUCGUCCGGGACAAGACGGAGUCGCACCGCCGCUGCCGCCGCAAGUGCCCAGCUACAACGCGGUCUACACUUCGUCGCAGCACUCGCUCGACAAGACCGGAGGCGUGACGCGCAACAUCACCCAGGUCUAGCGUGCCACUGCUUCGCGUCGGAUAUGGCAGCCAAGGCUCCUGACGUGAGCGAUUAGUGCGCUGACGUCGGAAGGAAGAAGACAAGAAGGGCGUGACAGAGCAGCAGACUGGGGGCCCUUCUUCGGAAGCACUGCUAGCCGGACGCAUCGUGUGCGCCGAGGGGGAUGAAUCUCAAGAUAGUUAUCACAAACGUGAGAGCGUGCAAGUGCUUCGUGGGAUACGUCUCGCGCACAUUUCACGAGGCUUUUAGCUCUCACGUCGUGCAACUGCUGUGUACAUACAGCGAGCACCAUUCUUGAAUGGACUGCGAGCCAUCACGCAUGGCAACGUGCCCCAGUGCAUACGAUCUGCGCUCCCACGCCUCUUGCUGAGUGCCCCGCAAAAACAACUGUCUUUCUCCGAACUUCGUACGCUCUUCAUCGCGAAGAAUGGACGUGAGAAGUGCGAUUUGGAGAACCUUUCGUUCUUGUUUUUAUAUUUUCAUUUCAUUUCACCCCGCAACGGAUAGCAGUGCGAUUACAGUCUGUGCGUCUAUCACGCGCUUCCCUUUAUCCCGACCGCGUGAAAAAACCCUGCGCUCUCUCGGGCAACCGAGAGAAAAAGCUUACUGCGAGACGGACGGUCAGUGUGAUAAUUUUUGUUUCGGUCGCCGUUGUUUUACCGCUGUUUGUUUUGUUUUACCGAAGUGUCUCUAGUGUGUCCAUGUCGUGCGUGCGUUUGGUUGUGCCUGGACCCGACGGAUGGACACGAUCAAAAAAAAGAAAAGGAAAGAACCGAAACGGUGCGUGAGCUUGCGCGCGCGUGUGUUUGUGCGUGUGUGCGUGCGUGCACGUAAAGUGAGGGAAUACAGUCCUAUUCCCGUGACGGGGAGCGACCAGCGAUUUGGCCCGCCCGGUUCGGGAGCGGGGAUUCGGGCCAGAUUGGACUCCUUCUACACGAACCAAUCGGCGAUCUGCUUUUUCGCGAACACCACCGGGUCAUUGUUUUAGGAAUUCGCUAGUCACACGUAGCCUUUGCUAACGCGGCUAGUCAAAUUAGAGCGUACCGUACGAGACAGAGACAGUUCUAUCUAGAGUCGCUUACACCUCCCCAUAAAACGGUGUCCGAUUCCUGCCUCCUAUAAAACUACGUAUAGACCACACCUACGCUGCGUGGAGUUCGAACUGAUUUAUCCUCCGCAUAUAGACUAACGCUCUUUGGUCCGCGGAGUCCCUCCCUUGCGCACUCUAAAAACCUUUUUCUGGACGCUUCGAGACACGAAUGAAUUGCUCUAGUCAGCAGCCGCAGUAGCCGAGUUUGAUAAGCUUCGCACUGUCUUACGCUCCCGUUCGUGGUCACAGCUGGCAUUAACCGUUGUAGCGCAGUUUGCCUCACACCCAUUACGUGUUCUCUUUUUUUAUUGUUUAAUGGUCUUCGCUGCACGAUACAACCACUCACACUAGGUUUUACCGUUUCCUUUCAUACCUUCCUUUUUUUUCUCUCUCUCUCACACAUCACCAGACGUCGAGAAGAGCGGUUGCACUGUGCCGUCCCAUUUUUUAAAACCUCAUCGAGAAAUGACACAGGCGUUUAGAGGAGGCGUUCAGCGGUGUGUCGUAUACCAGUCUGUAGGAGUCUGCGAGAACGUUUGCCUGCACCGCUGUACAUUUGUAUACCACGCAGUGUGUUCCUUGCUUUCUACGGCCUUUCUUCUUUCCGUUUUCGUUUUUUUUUCUGAGCACAGAAAAACAAAGAAAUCGAGUCGCCUCCUCCUACCAAACAAAACAACCCUGCACACCAUACCCGUUCUCUAUCCACCGACUUGUACAUUUGUAUGUAAAAAAAACGAGUUUCCCUGAAUCUCAGAUUCGUUCGAUCAUCAUUACGCCUUUCUUCUGUCCUUUUUUUUUCGACAUCAAAACUUAACGAGGCAGGAGUUUCCUUGUCUCGUCACAGUUUCUACGAGUAUCGAUCGCACACUUUUUGAUGACUCACCGCCACAUCUCUCGCUUCAUCCGAGAGAAAAAAAAAACAAGUGUUGUUCAUUCACUUCAGUUUCAUUUUCUGUGCGCGAUACUCCGCAAGUCUUUCGGCCUUCACUCACACAAUGACGGCACCAUAAGCUCGGCAAAUGAAACAGGCGUGGCGCAUUUUCAUCCACGGGCAUCUCUUUCGCAAGUCGAACGAAUUUCCCAAGAGCCCCUCACCAAAGAGCAAUCACGCGAGACCAUGACGACGGGCAUAUACUGUAGCUUCUGCCUGGAACAACAUACAUACUCUCCGCGCUGUCUUACUUUUUUUUUUUCAUUUUGUACAAAGUGUUGAUGAAAGCGCGAAAAGUUUUAUGACGCCCAUGUGUCUGGUGUGCAAUAUUUCGUGUCUCUGCAUUUCAUUGUUUUCGUUUUUCGUUCCGUCUUUUUUUUUUCUUUUUUCGUCAACGUGGUUGCCUUCUAGAACAACAUCGCCCGACGUUAUCCCGGGUUGUCUUGCCUGCUUACCGCGACUCCCGUGAAAAUCGUGGCAUUUUUUUUAAAGAGUUGCUUCGUGCGAUCAUCGUUUUUAUUCUGUCUUUUUUCUGUUCGUGUAUGUGUGCGCAUGCGUGUGAGUGUGUGCAAUACGUUCUGCACUGCUCGCGAGCCUCUCAGGACCUUAAUCUCUGUGACGUCAUACAAAGAUGUAUAAAAGUAACGACGCGAGAGAGUAAUCCGACCUUCUGCUUGCAUAACCCAUACCAAAGAUGCAGCCCCCGUGAACGAAGUUCGGCGAAUGACUUGCAAAUUGCAAGUUGUUGAAGUAGCCUUCGAGAAGAACUGUCUUUCGUUCGUCAAAGGUUGCGCCAAUCCGGGCACGAACGUGAGAUUCCCGCAAACUUAACGCCUGCUCGCCCUUCAAAGCCAUUGGUUGGCUUCGUCAACGCUUUUUACAUGUCGAGCUGUCUGCAGAACCCCGCGUGAACCUAAAAGCUGAUUUCGGUAAAAAGAAAAAGAAACAAAUUCGAGAGCACUUCAAGAAGGUAUGUCGGGUGAUGUGAUCUUAGUGGGCGAACGAUACGUACAACACCAUCUUUGGCUAGAAAUUGGAAUGUGCAUAAUUAAAUCCUGGUGUUGCCAUGAUGGAGCUUACAUCGGGGGUCUUGGCAGCAGAUAUCCAUUGAAUUAGUACGUUACAAUGAGCCAGCGGCUGAGUCUUAAGUCUAAAACGCCUCCCAGGCAUGUUCAUAACGAGAUGUUACGUCAUCUAGAAAGGCCGAACGACUGCCCAUAUGUACAAAGGGGGACGUAGGCAACGGUUGGAGCGUGCGUUGGGCUCUGCGAAGCCUAAUUUGCAAUACGAGCGUUGACCUUCCUAAAUGGCGUGACGUCACGUGGUGCGCUGACUGGUAAAUUAUCUAGGCGAAGUCGCGAAUUCGACUGCCCGCCUUGCCUGCCACAUUCUUAUGGGGGCGGAAUGUAAAAAAAAAAGAAAUACGCUCACGUGCUGAGAACAGUCUGCUUGCUAAAGAACCCCGCACAGUCUAAAUUAAUCCAGAUUCCUCCACUAUGGCGUCUCUUGCAUUGUCUGUGUUGCUGUGGGAUAUUAACAAUAAAAUUCAAACAGCGGCUAUAGACUACAGGACCAGAAAGAGGAGGAGACAAACACGGCGCUGAACUUACAACUGAUUUAUUCGAAGUAAGAAGUCAACUUAUACGUACAGAAACUGGGCACGCAUGCACCCGGUCAUACAUCGAAGAUCAGAUACAAAUUCCGGACAGCCAACAUACGCACGCGAUGUACCUGCCUUGCAAUCUACCCUUCAUGCAGCAAUUCCAUUUCUUUAGCUUUAGCAUUCCAUGUCAUCAGAAAAUCUAAUAGUUGCGUUAGCAAAACAUCUCUCAUCUUGUCAGCUAAUGAAAUGGCAUUGCUGCAUAAAGGGUAGAUUGCAAGGCAGGUACUUAGAGUGCGUAUGUUGGCUGUCCGGAAUUUGUAUCUGAUCUUCGAUGUGUGACCGGGUGCAUGCGUGCCCAGUUUCUGUACGUAUAAGUUGACUUCUUACUUCGAAUAAAUCAGUUGUAAGUUCAGCGUCGUGUUCGUCUCCUCCUCUUUCUGGUCCUGUGGUCUAGCGCUGGUUGAAUUUUAUUGUUACCAUGGAACACCAACUCGCCCAAUCCGCUGCCCUUGAGAUAUUAAAACUCAAUGAUCAAUGAAUCACAUUAUGCGUGAAGUGUCUAUUACAAUCAUCCUUAUCAGUAAUAUGUUCUCAUCAAACUGGAUCGAAUCGGAGAACAGUAAAAACGCGCGUAAAACAAGGGGCGAGAAAAUAACGUCGAUACCUUUUGAGUGUGAGCGCUUCCGCUGAACUUCGUUCACAGGGAUUGUAUGAGCCAAUGCUAUCGCAUUAACAGAAGUGGCGUCUAUGUCGCAAGCUGCAUUGAUCGUAUACGUAAAGUCGUUGUGCAUGCAUUCACAUUAUGAAUCGGUGUCCAACCUUCCCAAGCUUUACACUUCGUGUAGUUCGUGGGUUGGAUCGCGCGAAAGAUGGGCGAAACGAAAGUUGAUACCCUGUGUACAUCAGCCAGUAUGCGUCAACAAGACGAGAGUUCAAACGAGGAAGGCAAGUUAAAGCUGCUGCCGCCGCGCCGCAGCGGCAGUUUUUGACAGAAACACAGAGCUCGAGUGUCAAAACGAGGGUGAGAAGGCACGCUUUGUACAUAAAAGCGAACUUGCAUGUCCCAAAUGUGUGUAUGUGUGUGCGUGUGAAAAGAGAAGAAGAAGAAAAAAAAGUUGCUGGAGCCGCGAGAAAAUUACGGCCACGGCGACUCGUUUUACGUAUACUUCACGCAUACAACAUCACGCGUGCACUGCUGUACACACACUUUUACAGAAAAAUAAUAAAAAAAGAUAUGUUUAUUUAUGAUGAA
This is a messenger RNA of Dermacentor albipictus, 9945 nucleotides long. RefSeq names its product calcium-activated chloride channel regulator 2-like. NCBI's taxonomy places the organism in Eukaryota, Metazoa, Arthropoda, Arachnida, Ixodida, Ixodidae. The record is from RefSeq and is a predicted model, not a curated record.